AUGUUGAACUUUGACCUGAGCAUCAAGUUGAACUUCGAACUGAGCAUCAAGUUGAACUUUGACCUGAGCGUCAUGUUGAACUUUGACCUGAGCAUCAUGUUGAACUUUGACCUGAGCAUCAUGUUGAAAUUUGACCUGAGCAUCAAGCUGAACUUUGACCUGAGCGUCAUGUUGAACUUUGACCUGAGCAUUAUGUUGAACUUUGACCUGAGCAUCAUGUUGAACUUUGACCUGAACUGGAAGGAGGAGCCAACCACCUACACCUGCACUACCUGUAAGCAGUCUUAUGGCAGCGCCUGGUUCCUGCUGCAGCAUGCUCAGAAUACCCACGGAUUUCGUAUUUACCUGGAAAGUGAACAUGGCAGUCCUCUCACCCCACGCAUGGGUGGGCCUUCAUCCUUUGGAGGGGGCGCUGAUUGCCCCUCACAGCCUCCCCUUCACGGCCUUCAUUUGCCUCCUGAUGCCAGCCCGUUCAACCUCCUCCGCAUCCCCGGCUCAGGCUCAGGUGGGAGGGAUAGCGUUGGGGCAGGGGGUGUCAUUGGCGCCAGUGGUCCUGGUGCUGGGGGCCAUCAUCAGCGUUUUCCUCCAACACCACCCCUCUUCAGCCCCCCUCCGAGGAACCAUCUGGAUCCCCACCACCUGAGCCCAGAGGAGCUGGCGCUGGCAGCCCACCACCCGAGUGCCUUUGACAGAGUGCUACGCCUCAAUCCUCCUCUGCCUCUAGAUCCCCCUCCAACAAUGGACUUCUCAAGGCGGCUACGGGAACUGGCGGGCAACACCUCAGGGUCCACUCCCCCACUAUCUCCCAGUCGACCCAGCCCCAUGCAGCGUUUACUCCAGCCCUUUCAGACAGGAGGAAACGGAAACACAGGAGGCAUUGGGGGUAGUAAACCUCCAUAUCUUGCCACUCCUCCACCUCUUCCAGGCUCCAUGCAAUCACCUGUGGGCUCUCAGACCACUCCUACAACCCCCCUCCCCUCAGCAAGGGCAACACCUUCCUCCACCACUCAGAUGAAAUCAAAGUGUUGUGAGUUUUGUGGCAAAUCCUUCAAGUUCCAGAGUAAUUUAAUAGUGCACAGGCGCAGCCACACAGGAGAGAAGCCGUACAAAUGUCACUUGUGUGAUCAUGCUUGCACACAGGCUAGCAAACUGAAACGUCACAUGAAGACACACAUGCACAAAUCUUCCUCGCCAAAUACAGGCAAGUCAGAAGACGGCUUAUCAAUAGCUUCAUCCCCAGAGCCAGGCACCAGUGAGCAUAUGGGCAGUGCAAGCAAUGCACUGAAGUCAGUGGUGGCCAAGCUGAAAAGUGAGAAUGGCCGCAUGUUACGUGAAAAUGGGGAGGAGGAGGAGGAAGAGGAGGAGGAGGAGGAAGAAGAAGAAGAGGAAGAAGAGGAAGAAGAGGAGGAAGAAGAGGAAGGAGAGGAGGAGGAAGUGCAUAAUGGUGAGAGGGCAGUCAAAAGAAACAACAGUUAUCACUUUGGAUUACACUUGGAAGGAGCACGGCAGCAUGAAAACAGUGGAGGUAUCGGUCGUCGACUGGGUGGAGUAGGUGAUGAUGUGGCUAUUCCUUGUUCACUCCCUGAGGUCAUGCAGGGGAUGGGUCUGGCUGCCAGCAUGCAACACUUCAGUGAAGCUCUCAAUGCACAUAAGCGAAAUGCCAUGGCCCAAGAGAACCAUCUCCAUCAUCACCUUAACCGAGACCGUCACCACAGUCAUGAAAUAUGCGAUGGAGACUCUGUUCUCGAAACAGACCGUGGAGAAGAAAGCUCUGUUUCAGUUGUCAAUGGACGAGGAGCAUCUCCUAAUGAGUCUGCCUCUGUUGGCCUCUCCAAAAAACUGUUUCUAGGUAGUCCCAGUCCGCUCAGUCCUUUCUCUAAACGCAUCAAGCUGGAAAAAGAGUUUGAUCUUCCUACCCCCACAAUCCCUAAUACAGAGAACGUCUACUCUCAGUGGCUGGCUGGCUAUGCAGCCUCUCGACAACUCAAGGACCCUUUUCUGAACUUUGGGGAUUCCAGACAAUCACCCUUUGCAUCAUCGUCCGAGCACUCCUCAGAGAAUGGUAGUCUGCGUUUCUCAACCCCUCCGGGAGAGCUGGAUGGUGGGAUGUCAGGCCGUAGUGGGACAGGCAGUGGAGGCAGCACGCCCCACCUUGGGGGUCCUGGGCGGCCGAGUUCCAAGGAUGGACGCAGAAGUGACACUUGUGAGUAUUGUGGAAAGGUUUUUAAGAACUGCAGUAACCUGACAGUGCAUCGGCGCAGCCACACUGGAGAGAGACCGUACAAGUGUGAGCUGUGUAAUUACGCAUGUGCCCAGAGCUCCAAACUUACUCGCCACAUGAAGACCCAUGGUCAGGUGGGCAAAGAUGUGUACAAGUGCGAUAUUUGUCAGAUGCCCUUCAGUGUUUACAGCACCUUGGAGAAACACAUGAAAAAAUGGCACAGUGACCGACCUUUGAGUACCGAAAUAAAGUCAGAGUAAAAGACAGAACAACGGGACCUUUUUCCCACAGCUGUGUCCACCAUAAGCCUCCUGUUCAUUCCCAGC
This is a messenger RNA of Nematolebias whitei (Rio pearlfish), 2547 nucleotides long. Its product is annotated as B-cell lymphoma/leukemia 11A. The coding region runs from base 1 to 2481 and encodes 826 amino acids. Gene Ontology annotation, cellular component: nucleus. Gene Ontology annotation, molecular function: DNA-binding transcription factor activity; RNA polymerase II cis-regulatory region sequence-specific DNA binding. Lineage: Eukaryota; Metazoa; Chordata; Actinopteri; Cyprinodontiformes; Rivulidae. The transcript has 2 exons. The record is from RefSeq and is a predicted model, not a curated record. Gene Ontology annotation, biological process: regulation of transcription by RNA polymerase II; negative regulation of dendrite development.